Polistes canadensis is the source of this 1233-nucleotide messenger RNA. RefSeq names its product transmembrane protein 242. Bases 46 to 567 code for a protein of 173 amino acids. The transcript has 3 exons. NCBI's taxonomy places the organism in Eukaryota, Metazoa, Arthropoda, Insecta, Hymenoptera, Vespidae. The record is from RefSeq and is a predicted model, not a curated record.
AGCGACAUCUAAAUUAAUUCGUGGAACUAUUCAAUAUGAAUUUAAAUGAAACAUGUAGCGGAAGAUUUAAAAAUGGCUCCCGAAUCUGAGGUUAUGUUUUCACAUGAGACUGAUAUAAUUGAACAAUCAAAGAAAGAAGUGACAACAUUAACCAAGAAUAUCGAGAAAGAAAAAGAGAAAUUUUACGCUGCAAUUUUCUUAAGCAGUGUCACCGGUUUGUCUGCACUUAUCGGUUUUGGUACAACACUAGCCUCAGCGAGAAAAAAAGAUCCAAAAUACUUCAACGAAGGAUUAAGUGGAUCUAGAAGACUACAUGAAACUGGAGUUUCCUUGGCAUUCAGAGCACUUAGUUGGGGUACAUUUUAUGCGGUAACAGGAUGUGGUCUUUUAUUUUAUGGUAUAUGGAAGUUGUCGGGUGCAAACAAUGCUAAAGAAUUUAGAUACAAAAUGGGAUCAAUUUUGCCUAAGAUUCCUAAAAAUGAUCCGCCACAAAGUAGAACAGAAUUCGAAGGCUUGACUGAUCUUCUUACAUAUAUUGCAGAAGAUUGGGGUAAAAAGAAGGACUGAGAGAUACUCUAUGUUCAUUUAACAAAUUGAAUUUGUAAUGGUAGAAAAAUAUUGUACAAAGUGAUAUAAUAUAUAGAAAAGACUAUACCUAAACUCUACUAACUAUAGCUAACUAACUGAAAGUUAACAGUACGAUAAAUCAACAAUUGCAAUAAAUUUUUUUUUAUUAAAGUUUUAAUUUAUAUAUUUAAAAAAUGAAAUAAUCAUUAAGAAACGGAAAUAAAAUGAACGAAGAAGCGUAUUUUUAUAUAAUUUUAUGAAAACAAAUGUUAAAUUUUAUCAAAAUGUUAAAUCUUAUCAAAAUGAUACAUUAACAAAAUUGUACUAUUUACGUAUAAUGUGCAUUGAUUAAUAAGCGAUCAUUUAGAAUAGCUAAUACACAGAAAAAGCAUUCAGUAAUUUUUAAAUGGGUCAUAUGUGCAGUGACCUCACAUUCAUAUGUCGAUAAUAUUGUCACUUCAUGCUAGUGCUGGAAUUUUUCUAAUUAACAUUUACCUUGAUUUUAUAAAUUCUAUGUAUAAAUAUUUCUCUUUAUUUCUCGUUAAAAUAUAAUUUCAAGUAUAUACACACGGUUAAUUUUUAUUUAUUUUUUCUUUCCUAAAACGUAACUACAUAUAAGAUUAGUCAACAUUUCUUAGGUUCGUAAUUUCAGCAUAAAAAAAAAAA